Messenger RNA from Rhizoctonia solani, 888 nucleotides. RefSeq lists its product as uncharacterized. Gene Ontology annotation, biological process: protein processing. The coding region runs from base 1 to 888 and encodes 295 amino acids. NCBI's taxonomy places the organism in Eukaryota, Fungi, Basidiomycota, Agaricomycetes, Cantharellales, Ceratobasidiaceae. Gene Ontology annotation, molecular function: protein binding. The record is from RefSeq and is a predicted model, not a curated record. Gene Ontology annotation, cellular component: endoplasmic reticulum; Dsc E3 ubiquitin ligase complex. The transcript has 5 exons.
AUGCUGAGCGACAAAGCCAAGGGCAAACAGCGUGCAACCAAUGAUGAAAACACCGAGCCCGAACAACGUCGCCCAAUCACCAUCAGAUUUACAGAACGCGAGCCAGACCUUCUGCUGGGAGUCUCACCGCGCGACACUGUCCGCGACGUAAAAGCAUUGAUUAGAUCAUUGAGACCUUCAUUGGAACGACGUAGACUAAGACUCGUUCAUGCAGGACGACUACUAACUGAUGGUACUCGUCUGGUACCUUGGCUCGAAGCCCUCGAAUCCCAUUCACGUAAAAGCAAUGCGAAUAAUACCCCCGUUCGUUCCCCAGUGGCAUCUCCUACAAGUGGCAACUUUCCUUCGCGCAAGUCUGUCUCAUCUAUACAAGAACAGGAUCCCGAACCCGCCGACGUCUGGAUACACUGUUCUAUCGGGACAGAAGGGGAUGAUAUUGACGGCGAUGAUAAGCAACAAGAGCCACAAAUCGCGCCUAUGAGGGGGUUCGAUCGAUUGGCUUCAGCUGGAUUCAGUGCAGAAGAUAUUGAGUCGAUGAGGAGGCAAUUCCAUGCGCAGAGACCAGAGGUACUUGAUCAAGACGACGAACACGCCAGGGCAUUAGAAGAACAAUGGGUUGACAACAUGGACUCUGGGUUGCCAGGAGCAGAGUCAAACGAUGGAGAGCCGAUGUACCCCCCAUAUUUUCACGGCAUCCUCAUAGGCUUUUUCUUUCCAUUAAUACCGAUGUUCUUCCUACGGGAACUCCCACCGCCUGCUUUCUUUUCUGACAAUGUGGCCCCAAUAGAAGCCCCUCGAUCAGUUGUAUACUCUCGUCGCAUGCAAAUGGCGCUAGUCGCUGGCUUCUUUGCUAAUGUUGUUUACGGUACCUUGAAUUAUUUCUAUUGA